Molecule: messenger RNA, 389 nt
Organism: Leptinotarsa decemlineata (Colorado potato beetle)
Lineage: Eukaryota; Metazoa; Arthropoda; Insecta; Coleoptera; Chrysomelidae
Source: RefSeq, a predicted model, not a curated record
AAUACUCGCAGUGGUUUGGAUGAGACCAGAAGAUAUUCUUGUGGCAACAUAAAUAACACUAGGAGGACAUCGCUAUGUUUGGAUCGGCGGGCAAACCUUCCUGUAGAAAAUAUUUCCAGCCAAUCGAAGAUAGAGACUUUGGAAUGGCAAAUCAAAGAGGUGCAAAAAAGUCGGGAUAUGUAUAGGGCGGUGAUGAAGCAGGUCGUGACUUAUUUGGAAAAAACGCAUCACAGUUUAGAACUGUUAGGAAGCAGGAUGAGUCGCCGACACUCAGUUCACAGGUCAAAGAGUGAACAUCAACUUGAACACAGUCGAGGAUCAAUUGACAUUUCUCUACAACAAACUGUCAACAGGACGUUGGAUGAACACCAACUGAAAGACAUUCAGUG